UAAAAUAAUAGUGUAAACAUUAAAGUUGACUAGGACUGAAAUUAAUCUUGAGAAUCGAGCUUAACACAAAUGUCAGGGCCUUACUGUACCUUUAUGUUUCGGUGCCGUUCAGCCAUUACUGAAGUGAUGAAACAGGCUGUGUUUUCUGAGAUGUUGCAGGUGCCAGUGCAGGUUGUGUGUGAUGUGAACGUCGGAGGGCCUGUCAUGGUGCUGAACCACUGCAGUCCGGAUCAGAUUCCUCACUCGAUGAUGUCGGAUCUGAACGCAGAGUCUGUGUCUAUGCCAGCCCAGAGCUUCUUUUCUGAACACCACUCACCCCAUGAACCAGGAUCAGACAUUGGACACAUAGAGAUGAUCGUGUCCGCUGAAGCUCCUCAGACCCACAGCACAUCUGCAGAAGUCACAGUCAGCCUCUCACCAGAACAUUAUGUCUCACAGUUCAAUCAGACACUUUACCCCACUCAGGCCUUCGAACAUGAAGAAGUUGUUCAGACCAAAGGAUGUGAAAGUGUGAAAUGGGAAAAAUCAAAGCGGCCUUGCAACUGCACAAAAUCUCAGUGUCUGAAACUUUAUUGUGAAUGUUUUGCCAAUGGAGAGUUCUGCAGCAGCUGUAAAUGCACAAACUGCUUUAAUAACACUGAACACGUCUUCGAGAGAUCCCAGGCUGUAAAGGCUUGUCUGGACAGGAAUCCAGGGGCUUUUCGGCCUAAAAUUGGCAGCAGGAAACAGGGGAAUGUGAAAGGAUGUCACACAAAAGGCUGUAACUGCAAACGUUCGGGCUGCUUAAAGAACUACUGCGAGUGUUAUGAGGCCAAAAUCAUGUGCACAUCCACCUGUAAGUGUGUGGGCUGUAGAAACUAUGAUGAAGGCUGUGAUAUGAAGAAGAGCUCUGAGCAGGACAGGCAUGACAUCUACUUCCCCACCAGGUGUCCUGUAUCGGUCAUCACGCGCGAUGUAGUGGAAGCCACAUGCGGCUGUCUGCUCGCCCAGGCUGAGGAGGCCCAGAAGGACGGCCACAUCGCGGCUCACGCUGAGAGAAUGAUUUUGGAGGAGUUCGGCCAGUGCCUGACGCAGAUCGUCCGCUCAAUAUUCAAAUCCAGCCGCGUGCAAUUCAAUCUGUAGUUCAGGAACAAAUGCUCGCUGGCACACAUUGAUCCAGGUGGGAUUUUUAAUCAGCUUUUUCAACAGGUGGUUCUGCUUUGGUGUGCUUGAAACGGUACGAGACGCUUGUAAAGAUUUGCGUACACACUGUGUAACAGAUAAGUUAUUUAAAUAUGAAUGAUAUAUUGCUUUUGAACUAUUAUUUCGAAUAUAUAUGUUGUGUACCUUUAUUUCUGUUGAUUUAGACCACUUUU
Molecule: messenger RNA, 1355 nt
Organism: Danio rerio (zebrafish)
Lineage: Eukaryota; Metazoa; Chordata; Actinopteri; Cypriniformes; Danionidae
Source: RefSeq, a predicted model, not a curated record